AGACGUUCAGAGUCAUUCCAACUCCAGACAAACGAGGCAAAAGUAUGGCGGACGCGCGGAUUAACAUUGAGCAAGUGAACGGUUUGGAGGACAAACAGUUUGAGAGUAUCUUCAGCAAUGUGAUAGAACUGUGCCCUGAUGCUGCAGUGCAAGCGAAGAAGAGCAAGCCAUUCGACAGUCUGUCAGCCGUCGCCAGAGCCUUCAACAAGUAUCUGGAUAACCUUAGCGUUGAAGGCAAGAUAACCAUUCUGAAGCUGCACCCGGACUUGGCGGGCAAGUUGGCCAGCGGCGAGCUGACACGGGAGUCUGCCAGCGAGCAGCGCAGUGCUGGACUGGACAAGUUGACCGAUGAGCAGAGGAACAUCAUCCAAACUGCUAACGAACGGUACAAAGCAAAAUUCGGCUUUCCCUUCAUAAUCUGCGCUAGAGAGAACAGAGUUCAAGCGAUAAUUGAUAAUCUUCGUAACAGAUACAAUAACACGAAAGAACAAGAAAUAAUCAAUGGCAUAAAUGAAGUUAAGAAAAUUUGCAAAUUACGUUUAAUGGGGAUUAUAAAAGACGAUUAGGUUACUUACUUACGAAUAGACAGAAAUUUACAAAACAUAACACGUAAACUGGGUCUAACAUUGGCAAUAAGGAACUUAAGGAAUGAUAUUGGCUAUGAUGUUUAUGGUAAUGUUUUAUAAGUAGUAAGUAGUGUUUAACAAGCUGAGUUAACAAGUAAAUAUUACUACUAAACAUGG
Molecule: messenger RNA, 743 nt
Organism: Pectinophora gossypiella (pink bollworm)
Lineage: Eukaryota; Metazoa; Arthropoda; Insecta; Lepidoptera; Gelechiidae
Product: 2-oxo-4-hydroxy-4-carboxy-5-ureidoimidazoline decarboxylase-like
Exons: 3
Coding region: 45-566 (173 amino acids)
Biological process (GO): allantoin metabolic process
Molecular function (GO): carboxy-lyase activity
Source: RefSeq, a predicted model, not a curated record